AUGCCAACAUCGCACCUCCCCUCUCUAGGCCGCCGAUACAAUAGGCGCAUAUUGAACACAGCUCUCUCCACAGCCUGCAAUGCCCCACAAAGACGACAUCUCUCAUCCCAGUCACCCAGCACCCCAGCACGCCUCACCGGCCGUACCUGCAUGAUCACAGGCGGGACAUCAGGCAUUGGAUUCGCCAUCGCAAAUCGAUUUCUCCAAGAAGGCGCAGAGCGCGUCAUUCUCGUCGGACGAUCGUACGAGCGCCUCCUCAAAGCCGCCGCCAGCCUCCAAGUCAAUGGUGAAGGUGCCCAGAACCAAGAAGCGGCUGAUGACACAGCAUCAAAGUCGCAAGGGACUCUGGUCGAAACUUCGGAUAGAAUAAGUCUCCUUGUGGGCGAUGUAUCGGAGGCUGGAUCGUGGCUACGUGAGCUGGAGAAGGCGAUGCAACCAGUCGACAUCCUAGUCAACGCAGCUGGGAUCUCCCACUCCAAUAUUCUUCCCAAGAUGUCUCCCGAAGAUAUCUCACAAACCCUCCGGACAAACCUUGAAGGCGCGAUCUUGACAUCCCGCACCCUUCUCCGUGCGUCUCUCCGCAACAGGGUAAAAAGCCGUUCUGGCGAGACCCGACCUGCAUCUAAAUGUAUCAUAAACAUCUCAUCAUUACUAGCGCUGAAAGGCGGAACCGGUGCAGUCCCAUACGCCGCUUCCAAAGCGGGGCUUCUCGGCCUCACCAGGUCGUUAACAGUCGAAGCGGCUGGUUCUCUGCGCAAUGUGGUCGUGCGGUCGAAUGCGAUUGUGCCGGGCUAUAUUGAGACGCCGAUGAUUGCGGACUUUAGCGAGGGGCAGAAUGAGAGGUUGAAGGAGAGCAUUCCGCUGGGUCGGUUUGGGGCACCGGAGGAGAUUGCGGAUGCGGCGGUGUUUCUGGCCGGCAAUGAGUAUGCGAAUAAUUGCGUCAUUAAUUUGGAUGGGGGGUUGAGUGCCGUUUAA
This is a messenger RNA of Aspergillus pseudonomiae, 975 nucleotides long. Its product is annotated as SDR family NAD(P)-dependent oxidoreductase. The transcript is spliced from 2 exons. Lineage: Eukaryota; Fungi; Ascomycota; Eurotiomycetes; Eurotiales; Aspergillaceae. The record is from RefSeq and is a predicted model, not a curated record. Bases 1 to 975 code for a protein of 324 amino acids. Gene Ontology annotation, molecular function: oxidoreductase activity, acting on the CH-OH group of donors, NAD or NADP as acceptor.